GCACACGCCCACACUCGUUUCUUUUUGGCUGUACAUACUGCUCCAGCAUCCACGCUCGCUAAUUGCUACUUACACAUACUAAUUUACGCCACACGCAACCACACGACACCAUGAAGUACUCUACUGUCCUCCUCUUCGCCAUUGGCGCCUCGGCCCAAAGCAUCACCAGCACUUCCGCAUCCUCCGCGCCCGCGUCCACUGCGCUCUCAUCCGCUGUCCAGUGCGCUAUGGCUUGCGAGGCUGGCGACGUUAACUGCCAGGCCGCAUGCUUGGGCAACGCUCGCCCCAACGCUUCCCAGGUCAUCGAGACCAACGAGUGCGCCGCCAAGUGCGACCAGGGCGACGGCUCUCCUUCGGCCACUGAAGCCUACUCCAAGUGUGUCGACACUUGCAUCACCGACCACUUCCCCAGCAGCCAGACCGCAUUCGUUGAUAGUCCCGCGGGUGCUGGUGCCGCUGCUCCCAGCGACGCUCCUUCCAGCGCUGCUGCUGGUACCGGCGCCAACUCUGCUACGCCCACUCCUACCGGAUCCGAGUCGUCCCCAUCUGGCUCUCCUUCUGGCUCUCAUUCUGGAUCUGCCUCUGGAUCUGCUGGCCGGCCUUCGUCUACUGCCGCAGCUGGCGCAGCCGACAAGACCUCUGUCCAAUUCUUUGGUGCUGGUCUUGCCGGUCUCCUCGCUGUUUUCGCUUUGUAAACGGGGUGACGCGCUACGCUUUGCAAUUGCCGGAUGUUUCUCAAACGCAUGGACGAUCAAGGCGAUCAAAGCGAUCGCCGGGGUCGAGGUUUAAUACGAGCAUAGCCAUUUUGUCUGUUUGAUAAACCAAUCACUCAAAGGGCUGUUUUUUGUAGUAAUUCAAUUGAUUGUCGGUUGUUGA
Molecule: messenger RNA, 876 nt
Organism: Bipolaris maydis ATCC 48331
Lineage: Eukaryota; Fungi; Ascomycota; Dothideomycetes; Pleosporales; Pleosporaceae
Source: RefSeq, a predicted model, not a curated record